Pocillopora meandrina is the source of this 345-nucleotide messenger RNA. Lineage: Eukaryota; Metazoa; Cnidaria; Anthozoa; Scleractinia; Pocilloporidae. The record is from the annotation of a GenBank genome assembly.
AUGCCAGAAAGGUCGAUUAAAGUUUACCCGAAGGACGCCCCUUGGAUGACAAUAAAACUCAAGGAGUUGAUUCGUUUGCGUCAAAAUGCAUUUCAUUCCAACAAGAAGGGUCCAGUUUUCAGAUUCUACCGCAAUGCUGUCAAUAGAGAAAGGAAACUAUGCAAAGCAGCCUACUAUACUUCAAAAGUGCAAGAUCUCAAAGGUAUGAAUCCCCGUCAGUGGUGGAAAGAGAUAAAUAAUCUGAGUGGAUCCAAAAAACAAAACCCCAAUUUACUGUCCUCCCUCGAUGUACAGCAAUUCACCAACAUGUCCCCCCAAGAAAUCGCCAGUGCAAUAAAUGAAGCU